Molecule: messenger RNA, 1218 nt
Organism: Toxotes jaculatrix (banded archerfish)
Lineage: Eukaryota; Metazoa; Chordata; Actinopteri; Toxotidae
Gene: ssr2
Product: signal sequence receptor, beta
Exons: 6
Coding region: 77-637 (186 amino acids)
Cellular component (GO): membrane; endoplasmic reticulum
Source: RefSeq, a predicted model, not a curated record
UGCAAACAGCGGCUUCACCUUUCUGAGCAUGCGCGUCACAAGCUCUUUCACUACUUGCGGACGGACGGACUGGUGAAUGAUGACGAAGAUGCUGCACUUGUUUGUGGUCCUGGUUCUGAUCGGUCUGGGCUCGGGAGAGGAGGGAGCCCGUUUGCUAGCCUCUAAAUCCCUGCUGAACCGCUAUGCCGUGGAGGGCCGUGACCUCACCCUGCAAUACAACAUCUACAACGUGGGCUCCAGUGCUGCUCUGGAGGUGGAGCUUUCAGAUGAUUCUUUCCCUCCUGAGGACUUUGGAAUUGUUUCAGGAAUGCUGAAUGUCAAAUGGGACAGGAUUGCACCAGCCAGCAAUGUCUCCCACACGGUGGUGCUACGCCCCCUGAAAGCUGGUUACUUUAAUUUCACCUCUGCGUCUGUCAGCUACUUGGCCCAGGAGGGAGGACAAGUUGUGGUUGGCUACACCAGCGCCCCAGGCCAGGGAGGCAUCCUGGCUCAGAGGGAGUUUGACCGCCGCUUCUCACCACAUUAUCUGGACUGGGCUGCGUUCGGUGUGAUGACUCUGCCCUCCAUCGGCAUCCCUCUGCUUCUCUGGUACUCCAGCAAAAGGAAGUACGACUCGCCAAAGGCCAAGAAAAACUGAGAAGGCACCGCUGGGUUUAAGGCUGGGGGGUGGGGUGGGGAGAGGUGGGGUGGGGAGAGGUGGGGAGGGGAGAGGUGGGGAGGGAACUCAAAGGGUGUAAUGGGCACAGGAUGUCUGAAUAACCCAUAUUGGGGGUGAAAGUUAAAAGAAAAGGACAAUGAGUGAGAGAAAGGUGAGUGUGAUUUGAUCAAAGAAGCAGUGUGAUUAAGAGAGGAUCAGGAACACCAACAGAAGCAAGGUGAAAGGCCUCAGUGCGGUUACCAAACCAUGAUCAUGUACAUGAAAGCUCUGUUCUCAGCUGCAGCUCGAGCUGCUGCUCAUUCCGUCAUAUUUGCAAAAGGGUUCGUGUGACAGAACAGUUACAUUAGCAGUGCCACUGUAACAGGUUUUUUUUUUGCAGUUUUGUAAUUGUGUAUGUAAUAAACUCAGAAUUCAGGGUUAUAGCCAGUUGUUGAACUGCAAAAUAAAUUAAUAAAAUCAAGCUGGGUUUUUCUAAAGCUGUGUCUGAUCUCAGAGAUUUUUUUUGGUAACAUUUUACAUUCCCACGAUACCACAGAAAUAAAAGAUUUUAAGAGGAUCCU